AUGUCUGAGGAGCUACCAAAGAGGAUUUUUAAUGAGGGCGACGAGCCCCAAGUGACUCAGAUCAAUAACAACUGCAGGAUCGACUACAUUAUCAAGAAGUUCGAGAAGUGGAUGCCAAAGGAGUUUGCUGAUGUGAAGAAAGAUCCGGUUUCUCUCAGGGAGCUUCUGACUUACAUGAUGCACGAGCUGUGGUUUGUUUUCGCUCGAAGGCCACAUCGAUUUUCACUCCAAGAGUUCCACGCAGUGACCGGGUUUGAGUGCAGGACUAGUCUUUCACUUAAGAUUGACUUAGAAGACUAUGCAUAUGACGGUGGUUUCUGGAGCAAGGUCUUGAAGAGGAAAGAUGAAUCCAUUACACUCUUCAACCUGUGGAAUAAGGACAAGGCAGCUGUGAUGAAGUGGAAGAAUGCAGAUCGCAUUAGACUGAUCUACUUGGCCAUCAUUCUCUGUGUGGUUUUGGCGAGAGAUGAGAAGGCCAAUAUCCCCCUCAAAUACAUCACACUGGUCAUGGAUCUGGAGAAGUUUCGGAAAGUAUCCUUGGGAGUUGCGGCUUACGACCUUCUCUGCAGUUCGAUAGCCAAAAACCGUCACAAACUGAAGGAGAAGACAACAAGUUAUGUGUUAGAUGGAUUCUCAUACGCCUUGCAGAUUUGGGCUAUGGAAGCUGUACCAAAGAUUGGGAAGCUUUGUGGAAAGAAACUGGACAAAAGCUUUGCUAAUGGUCCUAGAUGCAUCAACUGGAGGGGGAGCUGCAAAGCAGAGGAUGUCAGCUAUCCAUACAUCUCAUGGGCAGGGAAUAUGGUUGUAAUCCGAAGUCAGGAAUUUAGCAGAGAUGAUGAUGUCGAGGAUGACAGGGUCAAUGUUGUGAUGGAGUUGAUACGGGCUAAGCAUGACUUCACACCAGCGAAUGUUGAAGCAGCUGAGAGUGAGGAAGAGUUCGAGACUCCACAAGGAUCAAAUAACGUAAGCUCUACAUCAAGAAGGGGUAAGAAGAGGGUCCCUGAUCGUGGUAUGGAAAAAAGGAAGCAUAAGGUUCUCUCUAGUGCACCAAAGCAAGCGCCUUUUAACGAAGACAUGAAGGCUUUCGUGACACAGUUGUUUGAAGAAAAUGGAAAAGAGGCUACAGAAACAGAUGUCCGAGACAUUUGA
This is a messenger RNA of Raphanus sativus (radish), 1149 nucleotides long. RefSeq lists its product as uncharacterized. The record is from RefSeq and is a predicted model, not a curated record. The coding region runs from base 1 to 1149 and encodes 382 amino acids. The transcript is spliced from 5 exons. Lineage: Eukaryota; Viridiplantae; Streptophyta; Magnoliopsida; Brassicales; Brassicaceae.